GGGGACAGGUGCAGAGAGGAAAUUCCAUCCAGAUCUUCUUUUUCCAGCUGCUGCCUCCUCCUGCCAUGUCCCAGCCGGACUCAGUGCCCGAACUCUGGGUGAUCACAGGCUCCCACUCCUGGACUGGCACAGGGCAGGUGGGCAGCCUGCACCCUGAUGGACCCAAGUCCCCCUUUGCUGAGGAGUGGAUCCCUGAUGAUCAAGUAGCCACCUUAUCAUUGGACUCCUUUGGGGCAGAAGAGACCAUUGAUCUAGGAGAAAACGCCUUUGGAGAGCCACCACCACCCUACAAGCUGCAGGUGACAAGAGAAAAGUCCUCCUGUGCCCAGUCCUCAAUGCCAGACACCUGCAGGGACCAUGGGGACCAGCUGAGCCUCUUCUGCUGCCAGGAAAACAAGCUGAUCUGCCAGGAGUGCAAGUCCAAUGGCAGCUGCCAGUCACACAAGACCAUGCCAGUGGAGGAGAGGGCAUCCCAGCUCAGGAACAAGAUUGUCGAUCAGUGUGAGAAGCUGCAGCUGCGAACAGCUGGGAUCGAGAAGUAUCUUGCAGAUGCCUUGCCAUCAAAGAUCCCAAGUGUGGCGAGCAAAGCCCGGGCCUCCCGUGAAAUGAUCAUCCAGCGCCUGAUGUUCAUCCGCACUGUGUGUGAGAACGAGGAGCAGCGCCUGCUGGAGGAGGUACAUGCGGAGGAGGAGCGAGUACAGCAGGGUAUUCUGACCCAGAAAGCCCACUGGACCGAGUCUUCAAAAAAACUGUCCAGCAUCAGGAACUAUCUGGUGGAUAUUUUGACCAAGAUGGAUGACCUGAGCCUGAUUAACUCUGAAACUGAGAUGGAUGAAAGAACAGAAGAAGCUGAAGGCAUUCUGGAGCCUGAAGAAUCUGAGAAGUUAAACUUUAACAUUGACCGUGUACAGAGUCCGCUACUAAACAGAUUAUGGGCUUCCUCGGUCCUCUGCUCCACCACUGCAUGUGAAGACCUGACCUUUGAUGAGAAGUCCAUAAGCCCCUUGUUGGCCUUAUCAGAAAACAACACUCUGAAGUUCCUCCACAAGAAAGCCAAGACCUAUUCAGAUGGGCCUGAGCGCUUUGACCACUGGCCUAACUGUCUGGCCAACGAGUCGUUCCAGAAGGGCAUCCAUUGUUGGAAGGUCAAUGUGGAGAAGAGCUGUGCCUACAAGCUCGGCAUUACCUACAGAAGCAUUGCGCGCAGGGGCUCAGGCAAUGAUGCCAGGCUAGGAUUUAACCCAGUGUCUUGGAUUUUUUCACGCUAUGACAAAGACUUCCGCUUUUCCCAUGACUCUCAGCAUGAACUUGUAGAACUGCUAAAAAGCCCCAAACAUAUUGGUGUUUUGGUGGAUAUCGAUGGAGGAGAACUGAUCUUUUUUGACCCUGGCUCUUGCGUCAUUCUUCACAGCCACCAGACCAAGUUCACAGCCCCAAUCAGUCCUGUGUUUGCAGUCGCUGAUGAGGGCAUCAGCCUUGAGAAGUGAACUACUGAAGUAGAAAUACAGAUGUUUAUAUUUAUAAAGACUCUUUUAUAUAUAUAAGAGGUUAUAUUUUUUCCUUGAAUAUAACAAAAUAUUAAGCUUGUGGCAUGUUACAAGUACAUAUUGUAUAUGGAUAAACUCAAUGGAGUUAACAGAAAGGAAGAACUUUUUUAAGAGAUUAUUUAAAGAGGACCUGCUACUAAGGACCCUAGGUUUUUAUAUGAAGAAAUGUUCGAAAAAAUUUGGCUUUGGUCAGCCUUCAGUAAACAUGAUAUUUUUUUGGUUCA
Messenger RNA from Rana temporaria (common frog), 1771 nucleotides. It is a transcript of the gene BSPRY, whose product is annotated as B-box and SPRY domain containing. The record is from RefSeq and is a predicted model, not a curated record. NCBI's taxonomy places the organism in Eukaryota, Metazoa, Chordata, Amphibia, Anura, Ranidae. The coding region runs from base 66 to 1487 and encodes 473 amino acids. The transcript is spliced from 6 exons. Gene Ontology annotation, molecular function: zinc ion binding; protein binding.